Molecule: messenger RNA, 2866 nt
Organism: Macrosteles quadrilineatus (aster leafhopper)
Lineage: Eukaryota; Metazoa; Arthropoda; Insecta; Hemiptera; Cicadellidae
Gene: Usp5
Product: ubiquitin carboxyl-terminal hydrolase 5
Exons: 15
Coding region: 119-2542 (807 amino acids)
Biological process (GO): protein deubiquitination
Molecular function (GO): cysteine-type deubiquitinase activity; protein binding; zinc ion binding
Source: RefSeq, a predicted model, not a curated record
UGUGUAAUGAUGGUGAUCGUGCAUCAUUAGAAAAUCAGAUCACCUAGUUUAGGUUAAUUUAAUUCAAAUAUUAAAAAUAUCUUUGAAACUGAAACGCAAACAAGAAAAUUCGAUUUCAAUGGCUGAGCUAUUCCUCAGUUCUCUUAGUGAGCAUUUGAAUGACAUAAAUGUUCCGAGUAAUCUAGACAAAAUAUACAAAGAAGAAUGCGUGUUUUCAUUUGAUACGCCGGAAACUGAUACUGGUCUCUAUGUAUGUCUUAACACAUUCUUGGGGUUGGGUCGAGAACAUGUUGAACAUCAUUAUCAAAGAGUGAAGAAGGCUGUAUAUUUACAUAUAAAAAGGGAGAAAACUGAGAUUAAGUCAUCCACCGUAACCGGAGAUGCUCCUGAGAAGAAAGUCACUCGUCUUGCGAUUGGUGUAGAGGGCGGUUUUGAUCCGGAGGCUGGAAAUAAGUUUGAGACCAAAGAGACUUAUAGUGUGGUUAUAUUGCCUCAGUUUCUGUCUCUACCUUGGCCUAACAAUGAUCUUCCACCUAAGGUUCAACAAAGUGUUCAAGCAGUUUUGGACUCAGAGUCUGCCACCAAACUAGCAGAGCUUGAAGCCUUAGCUGGAACAUGGGACGGCGAAGUUCGUCAAGUUUCCAAGCAUGCAGAGAACCUGCUGCAAUUGGACAAUGGCAAAAAGAUUCCCCCGAGUGGUUGGCAGUGUGAGAACUGUGACUUGAACACCAACCUGUGGCUAAACCUGACGGACGGAUCUAUCCAAUGUGGCCGCAAGUUCUACGAUGGCACUGGUGGCAACGACCACGCAGUCCACCACUACAGGGAGACAGGAUAUCCAUUGGCUGUGAAGCUAGGAACAAUCACCAAAGAUGGCAAGGGUGAUGUUUGGAGCUAUGUGGAGGAUGACAUGGUGGAGGAUCCCCACCUCGUGAAACACUUGGCCCAUUGGGGAAUCAAUGCAUCUGUACUGGAAAAGACAGACAAGUCCAUGAUAGAGAUGGAGCUGGAGUGUAACCAGAGGCUAGGGGAAUGGUCAGCACUACAGGAGAGUAACAGUGAGCUGCGGCCGUUGUAUGGUCCUGGAUACACAGGACUAGUCAACCUAGGCAACACUUGCUACUUCAACAGUGUGAUGCAAGUAGUAUUCUUUGUGCGGGACUUUGUAACUAGAUAUGUAGAUUCUUCUCCUAAUAUAUUUGACAACGCACCCAGCAAUCCUGCUACUGACUUCCAUGUUCAGUUGGCCAAGCUGGGCCUCGGACUGUUAUCAGGCAAGUACUCUCAACCCCCGCCCGAGGACGCCAGAGACAAGUGGUGCAAGGGUAUCUCACCUCACAUGUUCAAGAACCUGCUGUGUCGAGGACACCAGGACUUCUCUACCAAACAUCAGCAGGACGCGCAGGAGUUCUUCCUCUACUUCAUCACCACCUUGCAGAGACACUGCCGUUUGGCUGGACCGGACCCCAGCGAGUGUUUCAAGUUCCAGGUGGAGGACAGGUUCGUGUGUGGAGCUAGUGGCAAGGUGAAGGUGUCACAUCGUACAGAGUACUGUCUGCCAUUACCUAUACCUCUGGAGGCAGCAGAGAACCACGCAGAGGUUCAAGAGUGGCAGCGGCGCCGUCAGGAGGCAGAGACCAGCGGCCUCAGGCUAGACCCUAAUGAUGAGGUGAGACUGAGAUUGAAACUUGCCAACUGUCUUGAGGCUGUGUUUACCAAGGAAGAUACCGUGGAGCAGUUCUUCAGCACAGCUCUCAAUGCCAAGACCACAGCUAAAAAGACAACGAAGUUAGCAACUUUUCCUGACUAUCUCCUACUACACUUGAAGAAGUUUACAAUGCGAGAAGACUGGACACCCAUAAAGUUGGAUGUGGCUGUGGACAUGCCUGAUAUGUUAGACCUGACACAGUACAAAGGCAAAGGGCUGUUGGCAGGAGAGGAGCCCAUGCCUGAGCUGCAGGGUGACCCACCCCCACUGGCCCUGGACCAAGGAGUUGUACAGGCUCUGACUGACAUGGGCUUUCCCCCGGAGAGUGCCAAGAAGGCAGUGUACUUCACCGGUAACCAGGGCCUGGAGCCAGCCACAAACUGGAUCAUGGAACACAUCGGUGACUCUGACUUUGCUGACCCCUUCGUUCCCCCGGGCACCGACAAGAGUGACUCCCAAGGUUUUGUAGCCAAUGAAGAAGCCCUCAACAUGAUCAUGACAAUGGGCUUCAACAGAUCUCAAGCGUUGAAGGCGCUGAAAGCAACAGCCAACAACGUGGAGCGAGCAAUUGACUGGAUCUUCAGCCACGCUGCAGAACUAGACAAUCCGAGUGCUGAGAGCCCCCCUCCACCACCAGAGUUCCGGGACGGCAACGGAGUUUACAAGCUGGUGGCGUUCAUUUCUCAUAUGGGAUCAUCAACCAUGGUUGGCCAUUACGUGUGUCACAUCUUGCGUGAAGGGCGCUGGGUCAUUUACAAUGAUGAAAAAGUGGCUCUCUCUGAAAACCCACCUCGUCAACUUGGAUACUUGUAUUUAUACCAACGUGUGAACUGAACAAAGUGUGAUGAAACAUUUUUGCUACGAAUUACAAUUUUGAAAUUGAUCAGUGGUCUGUACAUUUUUUUACACUCGUGUAAACUUUCUCAAAUCUUAAAAAAGGGUGUUGUGUUGUUAGAACCUUUGUUGCGUUAUUUAAUAUAUUGAUAAUGUAUAUACAGUAUAUAUCAUUUGUAUGGAACACAUUCUUGUGUUUCAUUAUUGAUGUUCGAACAUUCGAUUAAAAUUAUGGCAUUUACAGUUUAUAUUUUUGUUUUGUGUUUUCAUAGGUCAUCCUAAAACUUGUAACUUGAUUCUUAAAUUAAACCUUUUGCUUUUUGA